This is a messenger RNA of Brassica napus (rape), 1119 nucleotides long. RefSeq names its product protein tesmin/TSO1-like CXC 8. Gene Ontology annotation, biological process: regulation of DNA-templated transcription. The record is from RefSeq and is a predicted model, not a curated record. Bases 1 to 1119 code for a protein of 372 amino acids. Lineage: Eukaryota; Viridiplantae; Streptophyta; Magnoliopsida; Brassicales; Brassicaceae. The transcript has 6 exons. Gene Ontology annotation, cellular component: nucleus.
AUGACCUCUCGCGGAGAGAGGGAAGGUAACAACAACACAGAUCAUCAGGAAGGCGUUACAGGGAGGAAGCAGAAACGAUGUCGCUGCAGGCAGUCUAAAUGCUUGAAACUGUACUGUGACUGCUUUGCGUCAGGAGUGUUAUGUAACGACUGUGAUUGUGCUGAUUGUCACAACAACACUGACAACUCUUACCUCAGAGAAGCAGCUGUUUUGAAUUUACUAGAUCGUAAUCCAAAUGCAUUCAACGGAAAGCCUCCCAGCUUCCUAAUUAACAAGCAGGCUGCAGCUGAUACUAAACAUGGACUGCUUUCGAGAGGCUGCAAAUGCAAAAGAACCAAGUGCCUGAAGAAGUACUGUGAAUGCUUUCAAGCUAAUGCUCUGUGCUCUUACAACUGUAAAUGCAUCAACUGCGAGAAUGUCAGUGCUCUAGGAGCUACUAACAGACACAACGUCGGCUUUAAUACUCCUGAUAGUUUGAUUUGUGCUCCUCAGAGUUCCCUACAGGUAUACCGGAGGAGGAGAAGAUACAGAGAGUUGUUACCUGAGUGGAAUUCGUGUCCAGCUCCUUUAAGUUCGAUGCCUGACAAUUACGUUCUUGAUUCUCUGGAGUCCCCUAUGUAUAGCUCUCCUAAACUCCCUUACAGGUACGCUUUUAGCCUUUCCUCCUACAAUGAUAUUUCCUCUUUCUUCACCUUAUUGUCAACUGCAUUUUGUUGUGACAUUAGAAAGAAAAGGUCACGGCUAGGAUGUACCACUCCCAAACUUGUUCCAGACUUGGGGGAUCUAAGAUCGCUUCUCUUAGCAGCAUCUGAAUCUGCUACAGCCAAUGCAGGUUUACAAGACAAGAACAGCAUAUGCAUAAAGCCUGAUGAUAAGGAGCUAUGGAAUGAGUCUGAGAGCGGUAUUGUGGAAGAAGAAGACAUACAAUCCUGUGGAAGAUUGAUCCAACUGAUUGAUGCUCAAUACAAUGACGAGGUGGAUCCCCAAACCAAGACAAUUUUCCCUGAAAGAGAUGCAUACAUGGAGCAGGAAAGAGCAGUGCUUGAAACUUUCAGAGACUGCCUCCACAAGUACAUGAAGGUUGGAUUCAAGAAAGGUACUAACUACUACCACUUUUAG